Molecule: messenger RNA, 2913 nt
Organism: Clonostachys solani
Lineage: Eukaryota; Fungi; Ascomycota; Sordariomycetes; Hypocreales; Bionectriaceae
Source: the annotation of a GenBank genome assembly
AUGAUCCACGACCGACAAGAUUCAGGAUACAGCACCGAAUUCCCAUCGCCUGACGGCAAACCAGUCGAGUCCACACAAAUUGGGCGCCUCAGCGCCAACGGGAAGAGCCGUUCCGUCCCGUCUGCCCCCACGCCCAUCGCUGGCCUCGCCGAAUUUGACAAGAGUGUCGACAAUGCCACACUCUCCCGCUUCCGUCAUGUGCACUUGCUGCUUGAGAAGCCGCUGCUGGAGUAUAUCCGCGGCUCGAUUCGCAAGAAAAACUGUCCGAUUUCCAUACGGCUGAUGGUCCUGGGACGCUCCGAAGAUGAUGCGAAGCCGUGCAUCGUCGUCUUGUGUCCGGAGCAGCAAUCGAAAAAGGUCAGGAAGUUUUUCGACAAGAAAUCCGUCAGGACUUUGCGUUUGCCUGAAGACGGUCAGCCCUCGUUCGAGGUUUUCGUCGUCGGCCGAGCGCCAGAGACGAAACAGGCAGACGGAGACAUUGACGUCCUCAUUCCCAUCGUUGGCGGGAGCGAGGGUUAUACAAACGAGACAUACUGCGGAGCGCCCAUAAUAAUCCGGCAGACUUCCGGUGUCGACAAAAGGUGCACCUUCGGUGGUGUCAUAAAGGCUGCUUGGCCGAAUGGAGAGGUUAAGCUAUACGGGCUAACUGUUGGCCAUGUACUUCUGAGCGACUUGGGGGAUGAUCUGACGCUCAGCACGGAGAGCGACCAGGCCAGGCGUUCCGAGGACUGGGCGUUCGAGUUUUCGGACUCUGAUAGCGAGGACGAGUCCGGUGAUUCGACUGAAGAGGAGUCGGAUGAUGAGGCUCAAUCAUUCUCUGUGAUGGAUGAACUCCAGUUGGCUUUGGUAGACGCCAGUGCGUCUUGGACGGCCCUCGAGUUGGGCAAGAUAGGCUCCAUUUCAAAGGACUCACCCCAAUAUCGACCGGCAGCAACCGACACAAAGUACGGUGAGCCAGAGGCUUACUAUGACUGGGCUCUUAUCGAUAUGGUCAGCUACAAGCCGAACCUCAUUCGACCGAGGAAGUUGCCAUACGGCGAGGUUCAGGAAGACGGAGCCUUCAAGUCUGGGAAUCACGAGCUCGUGAUGGCCACCUCGCCGUCUACUAGUCAUGGCAAGAGACAGUCAGUCGUCCUUGUAAGCGGAUCAGAAGGACUGAAGCGGGGAUCUCUGUCGGCUCUGCCUUCGAGACUCCUUCUAGGCCCUGGAGAAGAGUUUGUCGACGCACUCAUCCUAAACCUUGACAGCGAUAAGCAAAUUCUCGAUGGAGACUCAGGGUCAUGGGUGGUCAACGAGAGCACCCUUGAGGUGUAUGGCUACGUCGUUGCUGCUGAUGCAUUUGGCGGAGGCUACAUUAUUCCACUAGUUGACGCAUUCCGCAAUAUCACAGACACUCUGAGGUGUCAAUCUGUCGAUCUGGCUACGACAAUAGAUAUGGCAAGUGCCAAACUUGGGCGUAUAUUCGACAUGAACGGCGAACCAGCAGCCAUGAUAGCCCCCAUCUUUUCCGAGAAUUCUGCGCUGCAAAGCCCACCUACCGUCUCCUAUACCUCUACCCCAGCUACCAAUCUCUCCAUUGCUUCUAGUAUCUCCUGUGCCUCCACCCCAGCUACCAAUCUGUCCAUGACCUCUAACUACGACGGCCCCCUAACUUUCGUAGGUUAUCCCGAAAAUCACUUCAUGUUUCCUACCUUUGCCCAGGAGAAGCUCUUUGUCCAUCCUAAAAUCCACCCGGAUGACGACCUCGAGCCCCCUCCGAGCCCCAAGACGGGCGGCUCUUACACGGUAUCGCCUGCUGGCCACAAGAGCUCCGAUGACGGUUCCAACAACAUCUCAAGACCUAGAACCCCCGAAGUCAUUGAGCGCGCCGAGGAUGAUACUGCCCUUUCUAGCAGGCCGUCGCGCCAUGUCGACUACUUGUCCUAUGACUGGAAGGAGGAGGACAUCUGGUCCUCCUGGAGAUACAUUGUUACUCGGCGCGGUGAGUUUGCCAAUAGCGGGCGAUUGGAAAACGCUUCCUGGAGGACAUGGAUGAAGGUGAAAAACAACCUAAAGACCGUUUCGCCUGAAUCCCUUAAUUGGCUCAAGGAUUGCGAUAUUACUUGGCUGUACGGCCCCCUGAAAUCAGCGACCAAGCCCAUUCACGAUGCCCACACAGAGGUCUCAAGCGACUCAUUAUCCAAGACGGACCCGCGGGUCGAUCUCAACAAGAAGCCGAUCCUCAAGAAGAGGAGCAUGUCUCAGGUCAUGCUUCAGAGGUCAAUUUCCAGUACCUCUCUACUAAAGCAAGCUGCAGCGGCUGUCCAGACCCAAGAAGCACGAGGUAUGAUGCGUCCCAGCAACAACAGGCGCGGAACCCUCGAUUACUUCGCCUACCCCUCCCCUUCAAGGGGAAUGAAUGGGGAAAGCCGCGAACCAGAAACCUCGACAGAGUCUUCUGCAAUUACAUCACCUAGUGCUGAGCGGAAGCACAUUCAAUUCAACGAGCAAGUUGAGCAGUAUAUGGCUGUUGAUGUCAAGGCCAUGGAGGUGGACUCAGAUUGCUACGGUGACGACAGAGAUUCAGAUGAUGAUGUUAUGGUGAAGCGGGUCGAGACCAAGAAGCAAUCCAUCCUCAGGACGCGAGUUGCCAAGCCAAAGUCAACGGAGGGCAAGACCAUUGCUAAGCUUCCCUCAACGACCCUUAAAUACCGCGAGGAUACACUUGAUCCCAAGGAGACAGCUACGAAGCACUUACACAGCCCACCCCUAUCUCCAUCGUCCUCACAAGAGACAUUACGACCAGCAGAUUUAUAUGGAGAGUUAUUCUUUGGAGACGAUAACGAUGAGGAGCAGGGCUUGGAUGAUGCACUCCUGAGCCCCCCCUCGGGUUGGGCAUCUAAUUCUAGUGUUGAUGGUGUGGACACGUUGUAA